Messenger RNA from Pundamilia nyererei, 2430 nucleotides. RefSeq names its product prostaglandin D2 receptor 2-like. The record is from RefSeq and is a predicted model, not a curated record. Gene Ontology annotation, cellular component: plasma membrane. Gene Ontology annotation, molecular function: G protein-coupled receptor activity; complement receptor activity. Lineage: Eukaryota; Metazoa; Chordata; Actinopteri; Cichliformes; Cichlidae. Gene Ontology annotation, biological process: phospholipase C-activating G protein-coupled receptor signaling pathway; complement receptor mediated signaling pathway; positive regulation of cytosolic calcium ion concentration. The coding region runs from base 155 to 1501 and encodes 448 amino acids. The transcript has 2 exons.
UCUAGGACUGGAAAGUACUAUAAACUGAGAGAACUGAAGUGCUGAGUAAGAAAAGUAGGCUCACAAGAAGUGCACAACAGAAAUUUUUGAAAAGUUUCAACUUUCUAUUUCUUCUGUGAAUCUGACUGACUAUACAGAAAAAAUAAUCUCAAACAUGUCCAACAAGACAAAUGUCUCAGAGGACCAGGUUUUCUGUCCCCAGCUUGAGAUGAUGAGGAGGCAUGAACUUAAUAACAACACACAGGUCAAUCUGACUGUGGUUUGCAUCCAUGGACUGGUCUCUGGCCUGGGGAUUUUGGAGAAUGCCUUGAUCAUCUGGGUGGUGGGCUUCCGCCUAAGACAACGCACCGUGGCCUCCAUCUGGGUGCUCAACCUGGCCCUGUCUGACUUCCUGGCUACCCUGACGCUUCCCCUGUUCACUUUAUACCUAAACUCUGGUCACAGCUGGGAGCUCGGCAACCCACUUUGCAAAGUGCAGACAUUCAUCUUUUUCUUCAACAUGUUCGUAUCAGCCUUCCUUUUGGCAGCCAUUUCGCUGGACCGCUUACUUCUGGUCACCAAGCCAGUGUGGAGCCAAAAUCAUCGAUCAGUAGCAGGCGCGUGGAAAGUGUGCAUAUUGGGUUGGCUAUGGGCAGCAGGUAAUGCAUUGCCAUAUUAUGUUUUCCGCUCAGUAACUGAAACGAAGCAUAAAAGAAAGUUGUGCUAUCACAAUUUUGCCAUGUAUUCCUCAUAUGCCACACCUGAGAGAGACUGUAACAUGAGGCAGUGGACCACAGCUAUCUCCAAGCUGCUGCUGGCAUUCAUAUUGCCACUGGCAGUGAUUGCAGGAAGCUACAUCAAAAUUGGUCUCAGUCUGAGGAGCAGGAACAGGAGGAGGAAGCAGAGUGCCACUAGACUAACUGAUGAUCUGAUUACGUUAAACAGAAAUCAACAAUCAAGAACUACACAUGGAAGAACUGCAGCCACAAAUAAAUUAUCUCUCAAAUUUCUAAUCCCUGGUCCAUCAUUAACCACUAAAGAAGGCCCCUUGACUCCUACCACCCCUAAUCUGACGAGUCAGAGCCAGCUAUCCCAGAGUUUCACUAAAAUGGUGACAUCUGUGAUUACAGCGUUUGCACUGUGCUGGGCUCCUUAUCACAUCUUCUGUAUGAUUGAAGUGGCAGCCCAAUAUAAUAUGGAAUAUCUCAAACUAGUGGAAGUAGGUCUACCUCUAGCUACAACACUGGCAUUCUUAAAUCCACUACUGAAUCCUAUUCUCUAUGUCUUCAGUUGCCCACGUUUCUGUGUAAGAAUACGGCAGAGUCUGGGAGCAGUGUUUGAUGGACUGGUAGAAGAAAGAGGGGUGUUACUGAUGACCCCAGGAAAGAGUUUAAUAAGUCACAUUAGGAGGAGGAGCAGUCGAGAUGUUGGCCUAGGAAUCCCAGCAUCACCCUGUCAGUCAUACAGUAGCCAGCCCAUCGUCUCACCAGCUUUGCAGGACAAUAUAGUGGAGCAUAGCUGAGACAUCAAUUGAUUUUUGGCUUUGUGCCUCGGGAAGUGCAUGAAUUACAUUUAAUCAAGCACACGUGCCCUACAGGUACUGUAAGACAUACACUAUAUUACCAAAAUUCUACUAUCCAAAUUAUUGACACACUCCUAAAACAUGUGGAAGAGUUGAAGCUGUUAUAGUUGCAAAGGGUGGUCCAACAUCAUCAACUUAAGUUUAUGUGUUUGUGAAGGCAGACAAUCAAUACUUUUGGCCAUAUAGUUCAAUUCAAUUUAAUCUAUAUAGCACCAAAUCCCAAUAACAGUUGUGUCAAGGCCCUCCCCAUAAUACAAAGAAAAGCCCAACAAUCAUAUGACCCCCAUGAGUAAGUGCUUUGGCGACUGUGAGAAGGAAAAACUUCCUUUUCAUACAAUUAAAUAACAAUGUGUAAAUGUAUGGUUUGUGUUGUGUUUGUGCAGCAAACUAUAGUUAUCCAUAUGGUACGGUGCUUUGUUCCUGACUGAAAUCACUGCUCACACUGUUGCUGAAGUUUCAACACCUGAAACUAAACAUUUCCAUGUUAACAUCAUUGAUUGUCCCACCAAUCAGUGUUUUGAUUUAGGGCUGUAAGAAGAGUAGUUCAAAUGUGGGAAAUGAUACAUCAUCAACAACUAUAUAGUUUUGUUAGUAAUCAGUGAAGUUACAUUUCAAAUGUUUUUAUAUGGCCUUUUAAAAUUGUACUACAUUGUCACUACUACCCCUGAAUGGCGACCCUAUAAAGAUCAAUACAUCAGCUUGUGCAUGUGACUGAAAACUGGAAAAUGAAAAAUUAAAUGAAAAUGAAAAAUGAAAAAUGAAAAAUCCUUCUGAUUUAGUGCAAGACCAUGGCGAUUUGUAGUUAGCUUUCCCGAGCUCUAUCAUGAGGUCGAAAUUCAGUUUGUACCGUACAAAAUAUAUUGUUCCAU